Messenger RNA from Cynara cardunculus var. scolymus (artichoke), 3720 nucleotides. RefSeq names its product protein unc-13 homolog. Bases 182 to 3478 code for a protein of 1098 amino acids. The transcript has 26 exons. Lineage: Eukaryota; Viridiplantae; Streptophyta; Magnoliopsida; Asterales; Asteraceae. The record is from RefSeq and is a predicted model, not a curated record.
CGCACUUGCUGGGUCUACUCUCGUUCUUUGCAAAGAGUUCAAAGAAGUCGCCCUGCAUUUUGAUUCAUACUUCUAGCAUUCAAGUUUAACCUGCCACAGAUCUCGUUUCCUCAAAUUCAACUUCUUCCUUGAUCUAAUGCCUUGGUAGUAACUGAUUAACUAUCGAGCUUCCGAAUCGGUCAUGGAAGAGGAAAAUGAAGUGGAACUUUUACAAAGGUACAGGCGAGAUAGGCGGAUACUUCUUAAUUACUUGCUAUCUGGUAGUUUGAUUAAGAAAGUUGUAAUGCCACCUGGUGCUGUUUCAUUGGAUGAUGUGGAUCUGGAUCAAGUUAGUGUUGAUUUUGUCCUGAAUUCUGUGAAAAAAGGUGACAUGCUUGAGCUCUCAGAUGCUAUUAGAGAUUAUCAUGAUAGCACUGGAUUCCCUCAUAUAAAUGCAGGGUCUGGAGGUGAGUUUUUUUUGGCUACCAAUCCUGAAUCAUCAGGUUCACCUCCAAGGAGGGCUCCGCCAGUUGUACCUUUUGUGGCACCAUCUCCCAUUAUGCCAGACACAUCACUUCCCUUUGAGGCAACAGAAGAGGAUGAACCCGCUAUGAUAUCAAAAUCUCAAUCCAACUUGGGGCAAGUUCAGGAUUUAACUGUUGAUGACAUUGAGGAUUUUGAGGAUGACGACGAUUUAGAGGAAAUUAAUAGUCUUAGGUAUUCAAGGAGAACGAUGAGUGAUACUUCUGAUCUUGUCGUGGGUUUGCCUUCAUUUGCAACAGGUAUAACCGAUGAUGAUCUCCGUGAAACCGCCUAUGAAAUUCUAUUGGCCGCUGCUGGGGCUUCAGGGGGCCUUAUAGUGCCGUCAAAGGAAAAGAAGAAAGAAAAGAAAUCUAGACUGUUGAAGAAGCUUGGACGGAGUAAGAGUGAACAGGUUACGACCCAGUCCCAACAAUCAACUGGAUUGACUGGUCUGCUGGAGAUCAUGCGCAUCCAGAUGGAGAUUUCUGAGGCAAUGGACAUUAGAACAAGACAAGGGCUACUCAAUGGGAUGACUGGCAAAGUGGGGAAAAGAAUGGAUGCUCUUUUAAUACCUCUGGAGUUGUUAUCUUGUGUUUCUCGAACUGAAUUUUCUGACAAGAAGGCUUAUAUACGGUGGCAAAAGAGACAAUUGAAUAUGCUGGAGGAAGGGCUUGUGAAUCACCCAGUUGUGGGAUUUGGAGAAUCUGGACGCAAAGCAAGUGAAAUGAGGAUUUUAUUGGCAAGAAUUGAAGAAUCUGAGUCAUUUGCACCUUCUGUGGGUGAACUUCAACGCAUAGAAUGUCUGAGAUCUCUGAGGGAGAUUGCCAUUCCACUUGCAGAGAGGCCAGCUCGUGGUGACUUAACCGGCGAAGUAUGUCAUUGGGCAGACGGGUAUCAUUUGAAUGUCAGAUUAUAUGAGAAACUUCUUCUCAGCAUUUUUGAUGUUCUAGACGAGGGAAAACUAACAGAGGAAAUUGAAGAAAUACUUGAGCUUCUAAAGUCAACCUGGCGUAUAUUGGGAAUAACAGAGACCAUCCACCACACCUGCUAUGCAUGGGUGCUAUUCCGUCAGUUUGUCAUGACUAGGGAGCAUGCACUUCUCCGGCAUGCCAUUGAGCAAUUAAAUAAAGUACCCUUGAAGGAAGAACGAGGCCCACAAGAGAGAAUGCACUUAAAAAGUUUGUUCUGCAAAGUUGAGAACGAAGAGGGCUCUCAAGAACUAACCUUUUUACAGUCCUUUUUACUACCUAUUCAGAAGUGGGCUGAUAAGCAACUUGCAGAUUACCAUUUGCACUUUUCCGAGGCUUUGGCGAUGAUGGAGAAUGUAGUUUCAAUUUCAAUGUCUGCAAGGAGACUUCUUCUGGAGGAACAUGUAUCGGCAAUGCAGCAUGCACCUGUCACAGAUAGAGAUAAGAUAGAGUCCUAUGUAUCAUCAUCCAUCAAAAGUGCAUUUGUAAGGACACUGCAAGAUGUUGAGACAAUGUCUAAUGCGACAGAUGAACACCCAAUGGCAUUAUUAGGAGAGGAGACCAAGAAACUUUUGAAGAAGGAUGCAACCAUAUUCAUGCCAGUAUUAUCUCAGUGGCAUCCACAAGCUGUUGUUGUUUCAGCAUCUCUCCUUCACAAGCUUUAUGGAAGCAAGUUGAAGCCCUUCCUUAAUAGUGUUGAGCAACUUACAGAGGAUGUAGUUUUGGUAUUUCCGGCUGCUGAUAGUUUUGAGCAGUAUGUUAUGGACCUUAUCACAUCUUCGUGUGGAGAGGGAGAAGCAGAGGUCUCCAUGAAAAAACUUGCUCUAUACAAGAUUGAAACAAUAUCUGGAACACUGGUGUUGCGUUGGGUUAAUUCACAACUAAGCAGAAUUAUGGGCUGGGUUGAGCGAGCCAUUCAACAGGAGCGAUGGGAACCUGUUUCAAUGCAGCAACGACACGGGAGUUCGAUUGUUGAAGUUUAUCGCAUUGUGGAAGAGACUAUUGAUCAAUUUUUCGCUCUAAGGAUUCCUAUGAGGUCUGGAGAAAUGAAUAGCCUGUUCCGAGGCAUUGAUAAUGCAUUUCAAGUAUAUGCAAAACAUGUUGUUGACAACUUGGCUAGCAAGGAAGACAUUAUUCCCCCUGUGCCAAUUCUGACAAGAUACAGGAGAGAAAGUGGAAUCAAAGCUUUUGUCAAGAAAGAGUUGACUGAUCCAAGGCUGCCUGAUAUGAGAAAGUCAAGAGACAUCAAUGUUUUGAGGACACCAACACUAUGUGUGCAGUUAAACACCCUUUAUUAUGGCAUUAGCCAUCUUAACAAGCUGGAAGACAGCAUUUGGGAACGCUGGACAAGGAAGAUGAAGCAUGGAAAAUAUAAUAAGAGAUCUACAGAUGAGAACUUGAAAAAAGAAAGCUUUGAUGGAAGUAGAAAAGAUAUUAAUGCAGCCAUUGACCGGAUUUGUGAGUUCACCGGAACUAAGAUAAUUUUCUGGGAUCUAAGGGAGCCAUUCAUUGAAAACCUAUAUAGAUCUAAUGUUUCUGAGUCCAGGUUGGAAACACUCAUUGAGCCGCUUGAUGUGGAACUAAAUCAACUUUGUGAUAUCAUCGUGGAGCCACUUAGAGAUCGAAUUGUAACGAGCCUCCUUCAGGCAUCACUGGAUGGUCUACUUAGAGUGCUACUAGAUGGAGGUCCUUCACGGUUGUUUGUUUCUUCUGAUGUUAAAUACUUGGAAGAAGAUUUAGAGGUUCUAAAGGAGUUUUUUAUAUCUGGUGGAGACGGACUUCCUCGUGGAGUUGUUGAAAACCAGGUAGCACGUGUUCGACAGGUGAUAAAGCUUCAGGGUUAUGAGACGCGGGAACUCAUCGAUGACUUAAAAUCUGCAAGUGCUUCAGACAGAAGCAAGUUGGGUGCUGACACCAAAACUCUUUUGAGAAUAUUGUGUCAUAGAAGUGAUUCUGAGGCUUCUCAAUUCCUAAAGAAACAAUACAGAAUCCCCAAAUCUGCUGCUUAGAUUUUGCAAUACAUUUUUAGGAUUCAUCAUUUGUUUUUGUAUGAUUUCUUUGGUCAGAGGAAAACAUAUAGCUCUGGGAAUACUUGUACUAAACCAAAAGCAAUAGCUUGAACUGCCAUGAUUUGUCGAAUUCAACAAUAUUUGUAUUGUUAAGUGGUUAUAUUUUGGCCAAAAGUUGAGUUGCUAUUAUUUGGGGGGUCAAGCGGAUCAUGAAUAUGAUGAGAUUAUUAUGUAAUUAUCCU